AUGACCAUGAGCUCGUUUUUGAUAAACUCCAACUACAUCGAGCCCAAGUUCCCUCCCUUCGAGGAGUACGCGCAGCACAGCGGCCCGGGCGGCGGAGAUGGCGGCCCGGGCGGGGGCCCCGGCUACCCGCCCCAGUGCGAGCAGAAGCCGGCUGAACACACCAAGGGCCCCGUCCACGACUCGUACGUGAACCAUGCCCAGCAGUCCGGGAGCCAGCCCCAGCCGCCGCCUGCCCCGCAGCCUCGCGGGGCGCCCCCUGAUCCUCCGCGGCGCUGCGAGGCGGCCACGACCACCCCGGGCGUCCCGGCAGGGGGCAGCGCCCCCGCGUGCCCGCUGCUCCUGGCCGACAAGAGCGCGCUGGGCCUGAAGGGCAAGGAGCCCGUGGUGUACCCCUGGAUGAAGAAGAUCCAUGUCAGCGCCGUCAACCCCAGUUAUAACGGAGGGGAGCCUAAACGCUCCCGAACCGCCUACACCCGGCAGCAGGGCUUGGAGCUGGAGAAGGAGUUCCACUUCAACCGCUACCUGACCCGGCGCCGCCGCAUCGAGAUCGCGCACACGCUCUGCUUGUCUGAGCGCCAGGUCAAGAUCUGGUUUCAGAACCGGAGGAUGAAGUGGAAGAAAGAUCACAAACUGCCCAACACCAAGAUGCGAUCCUCCAACUCGGCCUCAGCUUCGGCCGGCCCGCCAGGGAAAGCACAAACACAGAGUCCGCACCCCCAUUCCCAUUCCCACCCCCACCCGGGCACCUCCACACCCGUUCCCUCCUCCAUAUAAUCUUCUAGAGACCUAGAUCUGUUUCUGUCCCUUACCUGCUUUUCUCCUCUCUUUUCCUGCCCCUUUCCUCCUUCACCCUUCCCUCUCUGGACCAUAAUAAACACCAAAACAAACCCAACUUGGUGAAAAGGAUAACCAAAAAGAAGACAUUAUCCGGGUAAGAGUGUGUGCUGGUUGCCACCCCAGCGAGGACUGUUGUCCAGGAUGCUGGCUGGUGGAACAACCUGCUGGCCUGAACAAGGCUGCUAGAUUUGGAUACCUGAGAAAGACUACUUGGUAUCAAAUACUUUUGAGAUGGCUAAAGUCAGCUGCACAGCCCAUGCUGACUGGGGACAUGUACGUGUAUAUUUGUUGCAAGCAGAAAAAUAUAGACCCUUUCCCCACCGUCCUUGCCUCCUCCUCUUCCCCCAUUAAGGCAGCUCAACCAAGCUUGUAUUGAACUGAAUAAAUGAGUAGACAUUGUGGACCUCACAAGAUUAUUUAAUGCUUAAAAUGUGUAGACCUUGAUGGUAGGUGUGACAUGUUAGUUUCCCUUCCUUGCAUUUAUUUAAGAUACUGUUAUAGUUAUUGUUGUCCUAUUCUGGGGCACAAUCUUGGGGGAGAGGGGAGUGCAUUUAGACCUAUGUGGAACUGUACAAAUUGUGAUGUGGCUGUAUAGAAAGCCAUGUACAAAGAAUAAACUCCACUUUAAAGACACAUUAAAAAUGUAA
This is a messenger RNA of Carlito syrichta (Philippine tarsier), 1484 nucleotides long. RefSeq names its product homeobox A4 (gene HOXA4). The transcript is spliced from 3 exons. Gene Ontology annotation, cellular component: nucleus. The record is from RefSeq and is a predicted model, not a curated record. The coding region runs from base 1 to 774 and encodes 257 amino acids. NCBI's taxonomy places the organism in Eukaryota, Metazoa, Chordata, Mammalia, Primates, Tarsiidae. Gene Ontology annotation, biological process: embryonic skeletal system morphogenesis; regulation of transcription by RNA polymerase II; anterior/posterior pattern specification. Gene Ontology annotation, molecular function: DNA-binding transcription factor activity, RNA polymerase II-specific; RNA polymerase II cis-regulatory region sequence-specific DNA binding.